Spinacia oleracea (spinach) is the source of this 1899-nucleotide messenger RNA. Its product is annotated as eukaryotic translation initiation factor 5. Gene Ontology annotation, biological process: formation of cytoplasmic translation initiation complex; translational initiation. The record is from RefSeq and is a predicted model, not a curated record. Bases 368 to 1651 code for a protein of 427 amino acids. The transcript is spliced from 2 exons. Gene Ontology annotation, molecular function: GDP-dissociation inhibitor activity; eukaryotic initiation factor eIF2 binding; translation initiation factor activity. Gene Ontology annotation, cellular component: cytosol. Lineage: Eukaryota; Viridiplantae; Streptophyta; Magnoliopsida; Caryophyllales; Amaranthaceae.
AAUCCUAAUUGAACUAAAACUCUAAAAAAUAAACCUACACAUAUUAGGAAACUUCCAAAUUACAUACCCCGGAAUAGAUUAUGAAUUUAUGAUUAAGGUAAGUACUCCGUAAAUCCCACGGAAAGUCGGUUUUACAACAUAAACUAUAAAUACCCUAGACAGGUCUCCAUAAUCUUCUACUCAACCAAACCCAAUUUCGGCGGCUUCAACUUUCUCUCCUCUCUCUCUCACUGCCGAUUGUUAGUCUUUUGUCUUUCUGUUUGUAGCAGCAAUUCUCUCAGGAGUGGAGUUCGAAUCUGUUUUUAUGUCUGAACAAUUUCCUCUCUUUUUACCAACAAUCAAACCUCAGAAAAAUCAACUUGUCUAGAUGGCGUUGCAGAACAUUGGUGACAAAAACCGAGAUGAUGCCUUUUACAGGUAUAAAAUGCCUAAGAUGGUAACAAAAACAGAAGGUAGAGGAAAUGGAAUCAAAACCAACAUUGUAAACAUGGUUGAUAUAGCAAAAGCCUUGGCUCGUCCUGCUUGCUACACCACAAAGUACUUUGGUUGUCAACUUGGAGCUCAAUCCAAAUUCGACGAGAAGACUGGGGUUGCAGUUGUUAAUGGUGCUCAUGAAACAGCACAACUUGCUUCUUUUCUGGAGACUUUUAUCAAGAAAUAUGUUCAGUGUUACAGAUGUGGCAACCCUGAAACUGAAAUCCUGAUAACUAAAACUCAGAUGUUACAGCUUAAAUGUGCUGCUUGUGGGUUUGUUUCUGAUGUUGAUAUGAGGGAUAAGCUUGCUGCCUUCAUUCUUAAGAACCCACCUGAAGUUAAGAAAUCUAAAGACAAGAAAGCUUUGAGAAGGGCUGAGAAGGAACGUCUCAGGAAUGGUGAAGCGGCUGAUAAGGUAGCAGCAACGAAGCAGAAGAAGUCCGGUCCAUCUAAGUCAACCAAGAAGAAGACCUGUGGGUCGUCUGAUGAGGACCGGUCCGUUACUGAGAGCCAUUCAGAUGAUGAUGAGGAUGAGGAUGAGGAUGAGGAUGAGGAUGAUGUCCAAUGGGUAACUGACACGUCAAUGGAGGCGGCUAAGAUGAGGAUGAAAGAGCAACUUAGUGAUGUGGCAGCUGGUAUGGUUGUCCUCACUACUGAAGAUAAGCCUAAACCUACUAAGAAGAAAUCCCCACCUCGUAAAUCAGAGUCUGGUAACUCACAAGAGUCUCUUGUCAAGGAGUUGAAGGAAUACUUGAAGAAGAGUCCAUCUGCAAACCAGUUGAAAACCCAGUUAUCAUCAUACUCAGGAACACCCCAAGAGGUAGUUGAUGCUGUAUUUGAGGCUGUAUUUGAUGGUAUACAGAAGGGAUUUGCAAAGGAGGUUAACAAGAAGAAGAAUUAUAUUGUUGCUGCACUAGCUUACGCUGAAGGUUCACAGACAGUCCUGUUGCAUGCUAUUGAGUGUUUCUGUAAGAAAGCAAGUCCUGAUGCUGUCAAGGAGGUUGCAGUUGCUCUGAAGUUUCUGUAUGAUGCUGACUUGUUGGAGGAAGAAGAUAUUGUUGAAUGGUACGAGAAGGGGUUAAGUGGUGACAACAAGGGUUCGGGUGUUUGGAAGUUUGUCAAGCCUUUCGUGGAGUGGCUUCAGAGUGCAGAGUCUGAGUCGGAGGAGGAGGAGUGAUUUCUAGUAUCCAGUUUCAUUAUAAUAUUAAUCUUACUUAGAUGCAAGUUUUUUUCUGUUAUUUUCAGUUAUCUGGAAUACAGUAAUUAGCUAGGGAUUACUUCAGUAAAAUACUUUUUACAGGAGAUGUUUCACUCUAUUUUAGAAAUUUGUUGACAAACUUUUCCAUACAUCCCAAUGUACUAUGUAGUUACAUGACUACGAUUUCCUGUUAUAGAAAAAUAAACAACGAUUGCUUCCUGACUGCA